AUUCUUUUUGAAUGAAGUUCGGCAUUGAUUUAAAAUAUAUCACAUUUGUGUUUGCUGAGGAUUUGAGUUGUUAAUAAUCUAUUAAUUUGGUGAAUAUUUGUUACUUACGAAUUUUGGGUUGUAAUGACAAAUAUUAGGCCUUUCACGUCUAGUGACCUUUUUCAAUUUAAUAAUAUAAACCUUGAUCCUUAUACCGAAACUUAUGGAAAUUUUUUCUACAUGAUGUAUUUAACCAAAUGGCCAGAGCUAUGUUUGGUAGCUGAAGGGCCUGAUGGUAGAAUUCAGGGAUACAUCUUAGGAAAAGUUGAGGGAACUGGGGAUAACUGGCAUGGUCAUGUUACUGCUCUCACAGUAGCACCAGAAUAUAGGCGACUUGGAAUAGCAAGAAAGCUUAUGCAGUCAUUAGAAGAAUAUUCUGAAAAGCAAGAUUGCCAUUUUGUUGACCUUUUUGUGCGAGUUUCGAAUAAAGUUGCCAUAAAAAUGUACGAAAAUUUCGGCUAUAUUGUAUAUCGACGAGUUCUCAGUUACUAUUCAGGAACACCGACUGAGGCUGAAGAAGAUGCAUUUGAUAUGAGAAAGGCGCUGCCAGCCGACAAAGAGAAGAAAUCUCUAAUAGCUCCUAAAGAUCCAAUUAGACCAGAGGAGCUUGAAUGACAAUGACUCGGAUACGCAGUUGAAAGACCUACUUGGCGACAACUAGGCAGGAAGUUUGGACCAACCAACGCUGAUGUUAUCACUGAACUUAUUGUGAUAUCUAUCCUUUGUACAGCAUUAUACUAUGCGUUUUGCCAUCCUUUUAUAGUUGGUGAAAUUUCUGGAGAUUUCUCAAUUAUUCUCGUUCAAUUGUUUGGCGUUGUUGGAACAAUUUUCAUCACUGGACUUCUUAUGUAUGCUUUUUUCCAGUAGUUGUUGCCAGGAAUGUUUGACAACUGCGUAUCCUGGAUGCGUCUUGUUAAUGCAUACCAAGAGCUUAUCUCUUUGAAGCUCGCAAGCAAAAAAAAGUCGGAUAUAGAGAAGAAUCAAAUAAGAAAUUCUCCCUAUCUGAUUUCACUUGUCGAAAUUAUGAUUGAUAAAAAGAGCGACUUUUUAUUUUAUCUAAAAUAAUAAUGAAUAAACUUUUAUAGUUUAUGACUAAAACUUAACUUAUGAUUAUUAUAUACCU
This is a messenger RNA of Dimorphilus gyrociliatus, 1162 nucleotides long. Lineage: Eukaryota; Metazoa; Annelida; Polychaeta; Dinophilidae. The record is from the annotation of a GenBank genome assembly.